Molecule: messenger RNA, 1455 nt
Organism: Esox lucius (northern pike)
Lineage: Eukaryota; Metazoa; Chordata; Actinopteri; Esociformes; Esocidae
Gene: aldob
Product: aldolase b, fructose-bisphosphate
Exons: 9
Coding region: 156-1244 (362 amino acids)
Biological process (GO): glycolytic process; fructose 1,6-bisphosphate metabolic process
Cellular component (GO): cytosol
Molecular function (GO): fructose-bisphosphate aldolase activity; fructose-1-phosphate aldolase activity
Source: RefSeq, a predicted model, not a curated record
CGCCCAGCCUUGUCCUCUGUCAUCCCGUCUAAUAAAUAGAACUUCGCAAGCAGAAAUCUGCCUUCUCAAUUAGUCCUAAUUGUUUGUGGGUGACAGGAAAGUCCGGUGACUUCUAUUUCUUAAGUUGUUAGUUUGAACUUUGUUCUAUAUUCAAAAUGACUACACAGUUCCCAUCUCUCUCUCCGGCACAGAAGAAGGAGCUCUCUGACAUUGCUCAGAGGAUUGUGGCUCCGGGGAAAGGCAUUUUGGCAGCUGAUGAGUCUACAGGCACCAUGGGUAAGCGACUGGAGAAGAUAAAUGUGGAAAACAAUGAGGAGAACCGUCGGACAUUCCGCGACCUCUUGUUCUCUGCUGUUGAUGCUAAUUGCAUUGGCGGGAUCAUAUUUUUCCAUGAGACCCUGUACCAGAAGUCAGACAAGGGUGUGCCUUUCCCCAAGCUCGUCAAGGACAAGGGUAUUGUCGUCGGCAUAAAGGUGGACAAAGGCACAGCUGGUCUUAAUGGAACUGAUGGAGAGACAACCACACAGGGUCUUGAUGGACUCUCCGAGCGUUGUGCUCAAUACAAGAAGGAUGGUUGUGACUUUGCCAAGUGGAGGUGUGUGCUCAAGAUCUCCGAUGCCUGUCCCUCGGCCCUUGCCAUUGCAGAGAACGCCAACGUACUCGCCAGAUAUGCCAGUAUCUGCCAACAGAAUGGCCUGGUGCCCAUCGUGGAGCCAGAGAUUCUGCCUGACGGAACCCACGACCUGCUGCGCACGCAGUAUGUUACUGAGAAGGUCCUAGCUGCCACCUACAAGGCUCUGAAUGACCACCACGUCUACCUGGAGGGCACCCUGUUGAAGCCCAACAUGGUCACUGCUGGGCACUCCUGCCCAAAGAAAUUCACCCCCCAGGAAGUUGCAAUGGCCACUGUAACUGCCCUGAGGCGCACUGUCCCUGCAGCUGUGCCUGGCAUCACCUUUCUGUCUGGUGGCCAGAGUGAGGAGGAGGCCACACAGAACCUGAACGCCAUGAAUCAGACAGCCCUCCACCGACCCUGGAAGCUCUCUUUCUCCUAUGGCCGCGCACUCCAGGCAUCUGCUCUUGCCGCCUGGCAAGGCAAGGCCAGCAACAAGAAAGCGGCUCAGGAUGCCUUCACUUCAAGAGCCAAGAGCAAUGGGUUGGCUGCCAAAGGAGAAUACACAUCCACUGCUGGUGCAGACAAGGCUUCCACGCAGUCUCUGCACACAGCCAACUAUGUUUAUUAACCCUCGCCAGGAUGCCAGGACCACAGAAAAUGCUAACAACUGAGGAAAUUGGAAGUGUCACAUCUGUAAUGGGAGAUGAUCGGCGGGAGGUAUCACAGCUGGUCCCUCCCUUCCCUAAAAUGACUACCUAAUGAUGAAUCAAGUAGUGUUGGGUUUUUGUACUGAUGAUACACUGAAUAAAUUUAAAUAAAUGAAUUGUAUGAACAAACCA